AGGCUGACCGCCGCAGUUGUUCCUUCCUCGUACGCUGUGAGGAAUUGUAUCGUCAAUAGCCAAUUGGCUUCGCUCAACUAUGUCAACCCAUUGACACGAAAUAGCGCAUCCCUAGGACGGACAAUGGGGUUAGUCGCCGGUUUUACGGGCGGCGUGACUCUUACACUCUCGCUGACCUACCUCGCUCUUCUUACACAUAAGCGCAAUCGCGAGGCACAAUCCUCCAUCUUGCGCUCUUCGACAUUUGCCGUAGACAACCUUGUCCCAUCGCACCGGCACCGCAAUGCGACCACAGUCUUGCCCGACGGUUCCUACAGCCCGCGCCCCAGCCUUGAACAGUACAGCGACCACCGCAAGGGCGACAGCUCCUUCCUCGAAACCGCAAAAUCCCGCUGGAAUGCCGAGGUAGCAUCAGCCGUGCACUGGGCGCAGACCAAGGACUGGGCAGCCGUGCGCGAGGACGCCGAGGAGAAUGUGUCAAGGCUGCUGGGCCUCAGUCUCUCCCGCGAGCCGAGUGAUACAGCGAUAGUGCGGCAAGACCCUGCUCGCCCGGCCCCCGUUCCACCAGUAGAAGCUGCACAGAGGACACCUGCCGCCCCUGUUUACAGCGCAUCCCCCGCUGUAACGCCAUCUCCGAAGGCAGCCGACACGCUCCACGAUGCGGGGGCUAGGGUUGCAGAGGCCGCGCAGGCGGUGAAGGAGGAGGCCAAGGGGGCUGUUUCCAGGGGGAUCGAAAAAGCCCAAGAUCUUGUAGGGAAGGCAAAGGCGGCUGUUUACCUGGCUGAAGAGAAAGCAGAGGCAAAGAUCGAUGCUAAGUUACUACACGUGUCAGACGUCGAGAGGGCGCUCCAGGAGCGGUAUGACAGUGCGCGGAGAGAAGAGAGGAUGAAGAGGAGUGUGCAGGAGGUUCUGGCCGAGAGGUACACCCCUAUCGGGGAAAGGGAUAAUUCGAGGUUGAGAGGGUUGUGAGCUGGGAUUUUCUCCCUGUACCAGACAGGGGCGGUGAGACGUCCUUUUGCUGCUGUUGCUUGGGAGCAUGUUAUUGAUACCUAAACCCGACCAGAAUCUCAGCGAGCAAAAUACCAAUAGACGGCUUGCUUUUUUGACCUUGUG
Messenger RNA from Canariomyces notabilis, 1113 nucleotides. RefSeq lists its product as uncharacterized. The transcript is spliced from 2 exons. Bases 124 to 969 code for a protein of 281 amino acids. The record is from RefSeq and is a predicted model, not a curated record. Gene Ontology annotation, cellular component: mitochondrial crista junction; MICOS complex. Gene Ontology annotation, biological process: cristae formation. NCBI's taxonomy places the organism in Eukaryota, Fungi, Ascomycota, Sordariomycetes, Sordariales, Chaetomiaceae.